Messenger RNA from Rhopilema esculentum, 4183 nucleotides. Its product is annotated as transmembrane channel-like protein 7. The record is from RefSeq and is a predicted model, not a curated record. Gene Ontology annotation, molecular function: mechanosensitive monoatomic ion channel activity. Gene Ontology annotation, cellular component: plasma membrane. Lineage: Eukaryota; Metazoa; Cnidaria; Scyphozoa; Rhizostomeae; Rhizostomatidae.
UGCAGCCAACCAUUUUUCGAAAAGAGUGAAUUUGAUAGCCUCGGAAUAUCAGGCUGCGGACAAAAGUAACCGGUAGACUUUUGCAAGUCCUUAAUGCAGAGUACAUUUGCUUAACAAAUUGAGCGGCAAGGCUUUAUUCUUUAAAUUACUGUUCAACCCAACCAUCUGGUGAUUAACUUUCAGAUGUGGACAUAGCGGCAUUUAUCAUAUUGCUUUUCUGUUAGGCCCUUUGCAGCAUAAACCACCGGAGUUUCUUGCAAGAGCAAGCUGUACACAAACAGAAUGUCGAGGUCAGGAAAAGUAACUCCAGGACAUUCUACUGCAUCAGAUGUAGAACUUCGUGACCUGGGAGUUGAAGAUGAAAUGGAAAUGGACAAUCCUGAUGCUCAAAUGUUUGGUGACUUGCCAAGCAGAUUAGCAAGUAGAUCUGCCAUGAGUUUUCAUCACAAAGCUGCAAGUCGUAGAAGUCUCAGGGGUAAGUUAUCUAACACAGGUGAAAGUGCAGUUGCCCUUCCUGUUGACAGAGUUGAAAGUCAGUUAGAAAUGCUAGAUCUUGAGGACAGCACAAAUGACCCACUAGCUGAGUCAAGGAAUCUUGAUAAAAUCAAGGCAGCUCCAAUUUCUCUUGCACAGAAGAAGUCUAUCAAAAAUUUACAUGAGAGAGAAACACAGAGGAAGAAGCGAAAUCUAUCAUGCUGGAAGUCCUUCAAGUUGAAGAUUGGAAUGUCCUGGGCUUUGAUGAAAAUGCGAUUAAAUGAAUUCUUCGGUUCUCUUGAAUUAUGGCGAGGGCCUUUGAAAGAAGUCGAAGGUGAAUUUGGAAACGGCGUGCUCUCCUAUUUCCUGUUUUUGAAAUCACUUCUACUUUUGAAUGUUAUUAUUUUCGUAUUGGUGUUCAGUUUCCUGACAGUGCCGCAGAUUUUAAAAGAGGGAAACACCUUAAAGGAGAGCAAUGAGACAGUUUCAACUACAAGUCCAAACGUAACUUUACCAAGUAAUGGCUCCUCCUUCAGUCCGCUCACAGGUGGCACGUGUUCUGUCCCGUUGUAUAACUCGUCGGGCAAAAGUGUUCAAGACCAUAUUGUAGAUUUUAUCACUGGUCAGGGUUAUAUCAGCUCAACCCUGAUGUUUUAUGGCACGUAUUCCAACCAAACUCUCCAAAAUACAGACAUCAAGUAUGAUAUGCCUCUUGCCUACAUGCUGGUUGGAAUCAGUUAUUUGAUCGUCAGCCUCAUCAUAAUGGUCCAUAACUUUUCAACUGGGUUUACAGAAAGUGUAAUUGAAAGUGGUGGACUGUUCUAUUCAUAUUGCAAUAAAAUAUUUGCCAGCUGGGAUUACUGCAUCACAAGCGAAAAAGCUGCUGUUUUGAAGAAGAAAAAUGUUUUCCAAGAUUUACAAGCUGAACUCGCUGAAGAAAAAAGAAGGGAGAAGGUUCAGAGUCGAACACGAGCUCAGAAAUGUAAGAUUUACACAAUCAGAGGUGUCAUCAACUUGCUGAUAAUGGGUUUCCUUGCGGGCAGCGUCUAUGCAAUCAUCAAAACAGUCGAGAUAUCAGAGCAAGCUGUAGCGAGUGGGGAAGCUGAUCAAUCAGAUUUCAAUGCUGUGAUGAAAAAAUGGGCAUCUUCGCUCACAAUCACUGCUUUAAACUUGGUUCUGCCACUUAUAUUUGAAUAUUUAACAGAAAUGGAGGACUGGAGUCCACGUUUGGAAGUAGCACUUGUUCUCUGGAGGUCUGUUUUGUUAAAGCUCGCUUCUGUUACUGUUUUGGUUAUCACUCUCUACACAACUGCCAGUUAUCGCACACAGUGCUGGGAAAAUUCGAUCGGUGCACAGAUGUACAACUUGAUAUGGAUCGACUUGUUUGUUGUUGUAUUUAUCACCAUAUUUGCAGAAACAUCUCGAAAAUAUGUCAGCUUGUAUCUCAACUGUGGCUGUAAUCUUGGAGAGAAAAUAGGCCAACAAGAGUUUCAGAUUCCAAAAAAUGUUUUGGACUUGGUGUAUGGGCAAGCUCUCAUAUGGAUCGGCACAUUCUUCGCCCCACUAAUCCCGGCAAUAGGAGUUUUAAAGUUGAUUCUCGUAUUUUACGUCAAGAAGAUCAGUUUGAUGUUCAACUGCAAACCAGCCUCAAAACCUUAUCAAGGAUCCAGAAAUAACUACUUCUUCACUCUGUUAUUGUUGCUGACUUUUUUACUUUGUGUUCUUGGCGUCGGAUGGGGAUUAACACGAGUCACAACUUCAAAUUGUGGACCAUUUAGAAACUUUUUAUGUCUUUCUGACAAAAAGAUGUUUGAUAUCAUAUCACUGAGAAUAAAGGAUUGGCCGACUGUUUUGUCUGAAAUAAUGAAUUUCGUGGAAACGCCUGCGUUUUUGGUUCCAGUUCUUAUAAUCAUAUGUUUGCUGCUAUAUUACUUCCGGUCAAUGACAACAGCUCACGAACGUAUGAUUGAAAUGCUUAAAGACCAGCUUGUCAUGGAAGGAAGAGACAAAAGAUUUUUAAUGGAGAGACUUUUGACACUGACGAAAAAAACAGACGAUGCUUCCCAAAACCACACCCUAUUACCGUCAAUGGGUAACAAAUAUUAGCCUGCAAUGGCGAGCGUUGUAAAUAUAAUAAAUAUUUCAUUGCUCCUUAAAGGUGUAUACAGUAAUCUACUAUGGGAGGAUGACUUGUGAAGAUUUGCUUCCCUGAAAACGGAGGGAUUUUAACGUAGGUGGCCUCAAGAUUUAGUUGCUAUAAAUGACAUCUAUGUGAUUAUAAUGCAAUGCAUUUGGAAUGGAUGAUGGAAGGCGGGAAUGGCAAGGCUUGAUCCGAGGGUGCAAAGCUUUUUAGAUCAUUGUCACCUUCAUAGAAUCCUUGAUUUCGCACCCGGCCCCAACCCCUAGCAUGUGCAAAAUAGAGUACUGAUAAUGACAAAGUAGAUGUCAAUCCAUCCUCCUCCGAGGUUGAUAUCUACCACUGUGAAGUCCUUUGGGCUAUGUUAUCUUUAGUGGGCCCUCGGUCAUAUUUUUUCUCCUUUCCGAGUUUGGCGAUAAGGAAACCUUAAGAGGUUUUUUCGAUUCAGACAAAACUACCAAUCUUAAGGCUAAAUAUCUUGAGAAAGAUGGUAAUGAAUCGUAUUGUUGUAUACAGUAGACAUAUGGAAGACAUAAAAGUAUGAUUUCUGCGUCAUUGGCCUCUUAUUGCUAAGGUGGGGCCCUGACCCACCCUUCUUUGCUAGUUUUAUUCUGUCAGAGGAGUACCUUGUCAUCGAUACCUACUGAAGUGUAUCCAGUUUAUACUUGUGUAAAAUUUUUGAUUCUGUAGAACCUAUUUAUACUGCUAUUGGUAAACGUAGUGCAUGGGGCAAUUUUUCUUUUCGGCGGAGAAAUCUUAUUUUCUGUUUCUUUUACCCGUUUCUUUUUAUUUUCAUUUAGCUUCUUGCUGAAAAGUUAUUGUUAAUUUUCUGUUCAUCAGAUGAAUCUUUUGCUAUGUGUUAGAGUAAUGUUUUUGGUAUGUGUGUUAGAUUUUAGCCAUUGAACCUGAGCACAGGGCAACUCACGUAAAUCCAUUCGUUCCCAGAAAUAUGUAGUUCUGUCUCUAAGUCCCUUAAAAAACAUCAUGAUAAUAAACCUGAACAAUUCAAGUGUUGGAUGUUUAUUUCUCAAGUUUGAGUGAAAUUUGCUCGUUCAGUUUUACAAUUUGCCAUCAGAGGAUUAAUUUUGCUAGCCUCUUUUUACAAUCAAAAUCAUUUAAUCACCAUAAAUAUAUUAUGUUGGUAAUAGUCGAUUUAUUAUAUUAGAAAUAAUGAAGAAAUGAUUUGAAUAUGGCCGUGAUUCAUCUAUGUGAGUGAAUUUUUUCAAAAACCUGUGAGCUGCUCUGUUGCUCCUAAAUUUAUAAAGGCUUUAUUUAGUAGACUUAUUGUAUUUCCUAUACACAUUUGAAUCUUAUUUGUCUUCGCUGUAUGAUAGAUAGAAACGUUGCCAAGUGUUGAAAUUUGUUGUAUAAUGUUAUUGUGUUAGUUGUUAUGGUAGUUUCCAAGUUUGCAAGUUAUUUGCAAAUUGUAAAAGUUUUCUAGGGUAUGUGAUGACUUUUAAAUGUUUUAUAUAUUGAUUUUUGAAGAAUAUCUGAUUAUUGAUAUGAUACUGUACUUUACUAACAUGUUAACAAUUGAUUUUUCUUGAUUAAUAAUUUAUCAAUCGAUUUCCA